AUGACGAUGCGGCACCGUGGUUUAGCUUACAAGGCUCUGCUGCCACGCCUGCCUCGUAAUCUAGUUGUUUUCGAUGGACAUUGUUUGCUAUCUCAAGCCCGUGUCCGUUACGUUUUAGAGCGAAACUUCAACUAUCUUUCAAUUCCUUCUUACUUACUUGGAUACACGCAAGACACAGGCUUGGAGCGACAUCGAAUUUAUUUCACUUCCUUCAGCUCAUUAGAAGGAAAUGAACUCAAGCGUCUUUUUUUCCCUAUUUCGAACUCAUUGAGGAAGACACCUUCAACGGGCACAUCAACUUCGAGUCUCCCCUUGUCUUCUCAACCAUCACGUUUGCCGGAUGAUUUAGUAAUUCUGUUUGUUGAGAAGGUACCCUCGAGGAAUGCAUCUCUUCUGCAUCAGGCAGGCGGCCACCGUGCUCACGAGGACCGCAACGCCGCUCUUUUUGCGCCGGCUUCAUCAAACUCAUCGUCAUCCUCAUCGACGGCAAGAUUUUACUUGUUUAGAGACAAUCGCCCGAGACGAAAGGGUGACCCUCAAAUGGAUGCUGGAACGCUCAUUUUCCCUGAGGAUACUGACCUGCUUGUUUCCACUAACUUCAGCGCCAUGUGUCGUAUCGGCAUGCAUCUCGACCGUAUUUGGCUUCGAAUAGUAUUCCGCGUCCUGUACUCCAUCAUACCGAGGCGUUUGGGAGAUGCAUGGUUUGAGCGUGUCGUUUCGAGGCGUCGCAAGCUGAUCUGGGGGACCUCAGAGGAGGACGCUGUCACCGUCCCAGGUGCGAUUGAUGGCAUGAAGGAGAGACGCUGGUCGUGGCACAAAAGGUAUGCAUCCUAA
Phytomonas sp. EM1 is the source of this 834-nucleotide messenger RNA. NCBI's taxonomy places the organism in Eukaryota, Euglenozoa, Kinetoplastea, Trypanosomatida, Trypanosomatidae. The record is from the annotation of a GenBank genome assembly.